GACACUGGCUGUCUUUUUUUCUAUUCUAGAUUGUUAUUCUUUUUUAUUAUUCUUGAUUUAUUCUCUGCCUUCUCCGCUUCUCGUCACACUUUUCCCCCCUCUCACACACUCAUACACAGUCACGCAGAAAGAAAGAGAGAGAGAGAGAGAGAGAGAGAGAGAGAGAGAGAGAGAGAGCGCAGCACACAGUUGGUGGACUCAUUGCGGAGGACAGAGCACGAAAGAGAGGAGAGAGAGAGCAUCAUUUCUCCCGUGAUACGGAAUUAACAGCGUUUCCUAGCUUUACGCGCAAGGUGUGCGUGUGUGUUAGUGUGUGUACGUGUGCGUGUUACGGGAAAAUCGGGAGUUUUGCUUCUCAUUUGUAACACGAAGCCUAAUUGUUCGUGCUUCAGCUGAAAUCACGAGCUGAACGGAGAUGAUGUUCAGGCGCUCUCUCCAAGAGGGUUCCGUCCCAUCCGUGCAGCGGAAUACCAAGCAAUAACGCAUUGCUCUCAAAUUGAUGAAGAGGAAGGAAAAAAAGCAACAUCACCACCACCCCACACGUUUAGCCGAUUAUACGUCUUGAUUUAAGAGGAAAAACUAUUCUAUUCACAAGCAAUUGGAUGAGAGUCAUAUUUGCCCUUGGCAACUGAAGAUGACGUUACUAUGGAAAUGGCUAGUGCUGCUAUCAAUCAAUGGCUGCCUUGCAGCUUAUGCAGAAGAUGCACUGUUUCAUGGUCCAAGAUGGAAAACAGAGCCCAGUGACCUGAUUCUCCCUAUUCACUCCCCAAAGCAGGAGGCUGUCCUAGCAUGUGAGGCCUCCGGCAUCCCUCUUCCACAGUACAGAUGGUCUCUGAAUGGGACACUCAUUGAUCUCGACGGUGACGAGAGGCGUCAUGUGUCUGGAGGGAACCUGAUUAUUAACACAUUGGAUCGAGACCAAGAUGCAGGCGUUUACCAGUGCUCUGCUUCCAACGCCCGAGGAAUCAUCCUGAGUCACAGAGCCACUGUGCAGUUUGCAUAUCUAGAGAACUUCAAAACCCAGCAGAGGAGUGCUGUAAAUGUGAGGGAGGGCCAAGGUGUUGUUCUGUUAUGUGGAACCCCGAUGCAUUCUGGAGAACUUACAUUUGCUUGGGUCUUCAAUGAGUACCCAAACUUUGUCCAGCAAGACAGCAGACUCUUUGUGUCCCAGGAGACUGGAAACCUGUAUAUUGCAAAGGUGGUACUGUCUGACGUAGGCAACUAUACGUGUGUCGUCAACAACAGCAUCACCAAGGAUAAAGUGCUGAGUUCACCCACUCCUCUAGUGCUGAGAAACGAUGGUGCAAUGGGAGAAUACGAGCCCAAAAUAGAAGUUCAUUUUCCAGACACUGUGCCUGCUGCGAAAGGAUCGUCUGUGAAACUAGAGUGCUUUGCCCUGGGGAACCCAGUUCCUAAAAUCAGCUGGAGAAGAACCAAUGAUGUGCCAUUUCCAAGUAAAGUCAAGCUGAGUAACUCCAAUGCUAUUCUGGAAAUACCCAGAUUCCAGCAGGAGGACACAGGAACAUACGAGUGUGUGGCAGAGAACAGUCGAGGAAAGAAUGCAGCAAAAGGUCGUCUCUCUUUUCAUGCCAAGCCUCAUUGGCUGCAGACCAUGACGGCCACAGCCUUGUCUAUCGAGGAACUUAUUUGGGAGUGCAAAGCCAAUGGGAAGCCCAAACCCUCUUACAACUGGCUGAAAAAUGGAGAAACGCUUAUGUCUGAGGGCCGGGUGCUCAUAGAAAACGGCGCUCUCAGCAUCUCCUCACUGACCCUGUCUGAUGGAGGAAUGUAUCAGUGUGUGGCAGAGAACAAGCACGGAAUCAUUUAUGCCAGCGCUGAACUUUUGGUGCUAGCGUCACCACCCAGUUUUUCGGAGAGUCCUCUGAGGAGCGUGUUAAAAGUUCUUGCUGGAAGUGAAGUGACUUUAGAUUGCAGACCGCAAGCUUCACCCAAAGCCAUCAGCUUGUGGAAGAGAGGGAGUGAGAUGAUCCAGAAAAAUGAAAGAUUCUCUGUCUUUCCCAAUGGAACAUUAAAGAUUGCCAAUGUGACUAAGCAAGAUGGGGGCAUUUACACGUGCAUUGCCAGGAACCAGUUUGGCAGUGCAAGUACUGCAGGGCGCCUGCUGAUCACGGAGCCGAGCAGGAUCACACAAGGGCCCAGCAGCAUGGAGAUUAUGGUGGGCGAGAGCAUCGUGUUGCCCUGCCAGGUAACCGUGGAUCCGGCGCUGGACGUGAGCUUCUCCUGGGCCUUUAAUGGCCAGCUUAUCGACUUCGAGCAUGACUCGGAGCACUUUGAGAGAGUCGGCGGAAAGUUUGCUGGGGACCUCAUGAUUCGAAAUAUUCAGCUUAACCAUGCUGGGAAGUAUGUCUGCAUUAUUGAUACAGAUGUGGAGAGCUUGUCUGUGGAUGCGGUCCUGAUUGUCGAAGGUCCACCCGGUCCUCCAGACAGCGUGAUGGUGGAGGAGAUUACAGACAGCACAGCGCAGCUUUCAUGGAGCCCUGGCAGAGACAAUAGCAGCCCCAUCACUGGCUAUGUCAUCCAGGCCAGAACACCCUUCACUGUGGGCUGGCAGGCUGUGGACACAGUUCCGGAGGUCAUUAAUGGCAACACACUGACUGCUACAGUGGUGGAUCUGAAUGCCUGGGUAGAGUACGAGUUCAGGGUUUUGGCCAGCAAUAACGUGGGGAUGGGAGAACCGAGCCCUGCCUCUGCAAAAACCAGGACGGAAGAUGCUAUGCCUGAUACAGCUCCCACUGAUGUAGGGGGUGGGGGAGGCACCAAGUCAGAACUAGUGAUAACAUGGGAGCCAGUCCCUGAAGAGCUACAGAAUGGAGAAGGCUUUGGUUACAUCAUCGCCUUUCGACCAAUGGGCACAGUGACCUGGACCCGAGCAGUGAUAUCAUCUCCUGUUGUCUCACGAUAUGUUUUCCGCAACGACACACUACCACCUUUCUCACCUUUUGACGUCAAGGUGGGCGCUUUCAAUAACCGUGGGGAAGGACCUUUCAGCUCCAUUGUCACUGUGUUUUCAGCAGAAGAAGUGCCGAGCAUAGCACCUGAGAGAGUUGUGGCGAGAAGCCUCUCCGCCUCCAACAUCGAAGUCAGCUGGGAACCCAUACAUUCGAGUCCUGAGAGAGUGCUUGGCUAUGAGGUGGUGUACUGGGAAGAUGACACUAAGCCAGAAACAGUAGGCAAAGUGAGAAUCAGCAACAACUCCACUGCGGUCAAUGUUAGCGGUCUUCAGGGCAACACACUGUACUAUUUAGCCGUGUGCGCCUUCAAUACUGCAGGAAGCGGCCCACAGUCUCAGCCUGUUAAUGCUACCACGAAGAAACCACCUCCAGGCCAGCCACCACAAAAUGUGGAAUGGACUCUGAUAGGCUCGCAGCUCACAUUGCAGUGGGACCCAGUCAUUGCUCUGGAUACUGAGUCUGAGGUCACUGGAUAUGUGGUAAUGUACAGGCGCCACCGCAAUAAUGACAUGUACACAAUCAUCACCAACAAAACCACAGUGGAGCUGACGCUUUCUCCCAAUGACAACUAUGUUGUUCAGAUUAAGAGCCUGAGCGGAGGCGGCCUUGGAGAAGGAAGUGAGCCCAUCCAUAUCCACCAACUUAGUAUGGGAGCCCAAGGCUCUGGAAUAGGAAGACUAAACACCCUCACACUCUCUCGUCUCCUUGUAACUGCACUAGUGGCCCUUAACGCCUCCUGAAGGUUUUCUUUUCUGAGCAGCAUCCUUAACUGGCACCAGUCUCUCUCUCUCUCUCUCUCUCUCUCUCUCUCUCUCUCUCUCACACACACACACACACACACAUACACACACACGUACUUCAUGCUCUUAACCCGUCCCUUGUUAUUGCCACCCAUCUCUGUCUGGCUUAAUAGGAUUGCCCCAUAUAUGCGUGUCACUGACACUGCAGGAUAUUGAAAUGUCAAACAAAUAAUGAAAGGAUUUGUCAAGAUGGAAACGUCAGAAUAACGCAAAAAAAAUGUUAUCACCACUGCUAGAAUAGAGAUUUAAUUGUUAUUCAUGAUCAUAUAAGAGAUGACUGAUUUGAGUUGGAUCGUGCAAAAGUACUUUCCAUCGUCUCUCUCUUUCUCUCUCAUUCCUGUUUUUGCUUUUAAUGUUAACCUCCUCCACAUUUUGGUUCUUGAAAGCAAUCAAUGCCUUAAGGCCAUAUGCAUACCAAAGUGAACAAGAAAAUAGAUCAGUGAGUUUUGUUUCAGCCUCUAAUCUAAUACAUACGUAGUUUUCAUGCAUCAGGGUCAUCUGUGCUUAUAUUCUGCUAGACCCAUUUUCAUUGUUCUCUCAUUAUUGUUAUUUCUUUUCUCUGUGAGACUUUUAAUUUCUUUCAAAAAUAUAAUUAAUUAAUCUGAUUACUUUCAAAGGCAGAAUAUUUUCCCUUUAUUUUACUAUAUCUAUUAUAUAUAUUUUAAAAAAUUAUAUAUUUAGUUCCACGCCCCUAUUGCAAUUGCAGGUAUUUGUGAUAUAAUGAAUUCAAGAUAAAUCAUGUUAGAGCUUUUGUCUACUUGAUGUGUGAAAUAAAAAAAUGAAAUGUAAACUUGUACAAAAUGUAUAAAAAAUUACAAAUUAUUUUAGGGAAAUAUUUUUGAAGAAAUGAUAAAAAAAAAGGUACAAGAACCUGCUUGCAUAAGUGUGCACACCUUUGUAUAACUGCGUCUUCUUCUGCCUGUCUUUAGAAUGUACCAAUUACAUUCAACUUCAUGUUCAAACAUUAUCAUGCAGCUCAAACAAUUAAUUUUAUCUGAUUAACCCCAUAUAUUUUAGGACUUCCCUCAUAUUUUACAGUUUGAUGGAUCCAUUCAGUGGUGUGUAUACUUAUACAACUAAGAUUUUUUAUUUUCUUUUUUCCCUUAAAAGCUUCAGAUUCUUUUCUUUUUUUGCAUUAUGACACAAAUCCCUGCAAUUUUUCAGAGGUAUGUGGAAUGUUAAUAUACAGUGUGGUCCCGGUCUUUCUGUAAAACUCUCAGUAGACUCUUCUUCUAAGCAUUGAAUUAUCAACGUUAAACUGUAGAAAGAACUGCAGCUGUACCUGAGCGACACCUAAAAAAAAUCCCUGUAGAAAAAAAAGUAACGAUAGAAGUCACCUUAAACCUUAUACCUGGUUUUACGCUUUCUUUUUAUGUUGCUAUUUGUGUAAAAUGGAAAGCAAGGUUAGAAAGCAAGCAUAUUAUCUUUUAAAGAUCCUUUUUUUUCUAUCCAACAUCCCCCACAUUCCCAUUACUCCAUUGUGGAAUGUUAUUAGCGUUCUAAGAAAUCUGCCAGUUCCUGAGCAAGAGAAACUGCUCCUCUAGCCCUUUGAUGGGGUCUCGCAUUUUGUUCUUUUCCUCGUGCUUGUUAAAUAAUGGAUGGCUCAUGUAUUAGGCAUUCUGCAGAGUUAAGGCAGGAAUAUGCGAUAUAUACUUGGUAAGUGGCAAUGUAGGCUUCACAAGCAAUUUCCUCUCCAGCUUUAAAAUGUGGAAUGAGUCCUGCUACUGUAUAUCCACUAUUAUCCGACCUGGGAUUCAAAAGUGGGUUAAUGAAAUUGGCAUCCUAUCGGUUCAGUUCAGUACGAGAGCAUAGAAUAAACCUAAUGCCUUGAUGAAUGCCAACCCUAUUAAAUUUCCUGCAAGAAGGGACCCACCCGCACUAUUUUUUGUUAGAUCUAUAUUUGGUAAAUCAGCUUGCAGCAAAGUUCAGGACUUACUAGCAAGGGGAAGACUUGGUGUGAAUUGGAUUGAUGUUAAACAUUUUAUAGCUCUGAAGGCAUUUUUGAUGGAUGUCAGGGAGGUAAAAGCCACAUGAAGGCAGGGAUGGAGCAAAAAGCCUACGCAUAGAUUUGCCUCAUAUUCUGUGGUCGUCUGAAGGUGAAAGCACACGUCUCUGCCCAAACGAUUAUUCCGAAUUCAUAAGCUUAGUACUCUGCCAUUAAUACAUUCAUAUAGAGUGGAAUAAGUGCCAAAGUAGGAAACGAUUAGUGCAGAAAUAUGUGGGUGAGUUUUAACAGCCCUAAUGAUAGUUCUUUAUGGAUGUUGUUACUAAAAGAGGAUUUGUUACCAUUGAGUCAUAAGUCAAUAAUUUAAUAAGUGGGGUUGCAUGGAGGUCAGCACAAUGGUACACAAUGGUACACAAGUGUCAAUAUUUUGAAUAUAGGCAAAUACUAAUAGAUCUUGUUAUGAUAUUAUUAUAAAUCUAACUUAUUUAUGUUAACAAAUAUAAAAGCCUGUUUUUUCUAUUCUUUUUUUCUCAUUUUAAGUUUUACUCUUUAAGUCGAGUUUUACAAAUUGUUGUUUAACUGACACUUUCUUUCUAUAAAAAAUUUCUUAAAAAAAAAAAAAAAAGCAGCCAAUAUAACUAGCUAAUUUUAUAUUUAGAAUUGUGCUGUGUAUAUAAAUAGGUCUUAUAAUCUUAGAUUUGGUUACAUUUUAAUCAUAUAAUUGAAAGUGCUAGAUACAUUUUGACUAUAUUCAAGAUAUUUCCACUUGCUAAUAGGAUAUUUUAUUCAGGUAAUCAUUGCUGCCUCACAACUCCAGGUUCUCUGGUUCGAUCUUGAGCUUGUGUUACUGUCAAAGUUUUACAUAUUCUCCCUGGGUUUGUUUGGUUAGUCCUUCAGGAUCUUGUGUUUCCACCCACUUCUUAAAAUAUGCUAUUAUGAUGUACUGGUAGCUAAAGUAGUAAUGCUAAAUCAGCCCCUACGAGUGAGUGAGUUGUGCAAAUUAAUGUGUUCUCCUACAACAGAUUGGCUCUGAGUGUAUUCCCACCUUGAACCUAGUGUUCCCAAGAUAUAUGAAAAUGUUAAUGAAAAUGUAUGAAUGAGUGAAUGAAUGUUUUAACAAAUUAAUGAAUUAUUGAAUGAAUGAAUGAAUGAAUUAAUAAGUGAAUAAAUAUGUAUUAACAUGCUAUGAGGCAAGUCCGUAGGUAGGAAGAGAUAGUAAAGAUUCCGUGAGCUUGAGGUGGUUAUUGUAGAAAGAUUCUUAAAUUAUCACCGAUGUAAAAUAUUUAAACUUUUGUUAAGACAGACCAUGCUCAAUUCUUUAUGCAGUGUAGGCAUCAUGAUCAUGUGUCUUUAACUUCUUAAAAUCCCAGUAAUUUUAAAAUAAUUCUUAGAAGUGGCUAGUUACCAUAGUUCGGUAAAAGCAAUAUUUAAUAUGUACUUCUAACAUUGACUCUGGCAUAGGGGGCAUGUGCCAAUAUUUCAUCUUUACCACAAUCAUAUUCGAGACAAGCUUUAGCUUUAUCAUAGAUCAUAACUUUAUUAAAGCAUAACCCACAUUCUCUGUAACAUUUAUUCAUUCUCACUAGUUUCUCUGUUUAGAGAAAUGGAAUAUAGAGGUAAUGACAAUCACUGAUGUCCAUGAUUAAAAAAAAAAAAUCCUCGUGUUGAAUAUGUGGUAAUCAGCACGUGUCUAGACUGUAGCUGAUGAGCUUGAAAAUGGUCCCAUCAGUCGUAUUCAUUCGGUUUGAGAGGCAUGUUGGCGAUUUUUCCAGUGACUUUUAUAUUUGAAGUUGAGGCUGACCAGCUGUAAGAACCGUGCCUUGGCCAGACGCUUUUUUUGUGCCUGCUUCAUUGCACCCGCCUUUGCUCUUUCUUAAAGUCCUGAGUAAGCACAACAAAGUGAACCAAGGUGAUGAGGGAACCUUGGUUUUACUCAACACGAGCAGGCGUGGCACGGCCCAUAGUGGUCUGUCGAAAACAAAUUCAAUCUGCAGAGCCUGUCUGCUCCCUUUCAUGAAGGUCCAGGCCUCCGUGAUUAGGCUACACUGGGCCACUCAAUGAGAUAUUGAUUUUUCUGCUCUGCUACUGAGGCUGUCACAACGCUGACAAUUUGAUUGACUGAUGCCAGCUUUCCUGCCUCCUUUUCUCCUUUUCCGGGGUUUUGCAAUGUCCUUGCAUUCCUCCUGAUCAACUGAUCUUUAGAUAACAUAAAUUUAGAAAGCAGAAAAAAAGGAGGCUUCUUAAAAUGAACAGCAGA
Silurus meridionalis is the source of this 7974-nucleotide messenger RNA. It is a transcript of the gene cntn3b, whose product is annotated as contactin 3b. The record is from RefSeq and is a predicted model, not a curated record. Gene Ontology annotation, biological process: cell-cell adhesion; brain development. Lineage: Eukaryota; Metazoa; Chordata; Actinopteri; Siluriformes; Siluridae. Gene Ontology annotation, molecular function: cell-cell adhesion mediator activity.